Messenger RNA from Theileria orientalis strain Shintoku, 2985 nucleotides. RefSeq lists its product as hypothetical. The coding region runs from base 1 to 2985 and encodes 994 amino acids. The record is from RefSeq and is a predicted model, not a curated record. NCBI's taxonomy places the organism in Eukaryota, Apicomplexa, Aconoidasida, Piroplasmida, Theileriidae. The transcript has a single exon.
AUGGCUUUUGUUUCUUUAACAGCAAAUGAAACAUAUAAUCCAUAUAAAUCGCAAUCAAUUAUAAGUAAAGUUGAGUACCCUUAUAGCAAACUUUUCUAUAAAUAUGAACACAAGCCCAAACAGUCCUUUAGCGCAAGAUGGGUACGUGUUUAUUAUGACUAUUAUAGAAAGUGGUACGAUCAUUUACAAUACUAUUUUGCUGGGUUCUCAAACGAUCCUUAUGUUGUCCUCCAUGCUCAUACGAAAAAUCCUCAUGAUUUCGUGAGUGCUGAUGUGUACUAUUGCCACUAUCAUGAAUUACCAUUGUUAGUAACACUUCAAUCCACUACAUCAAAGAGGUACUACGCUAGGUCAGAUUUUGACCCGGAUAUAAAAGGUUAUAAACAUAAGAACCUAGAUACUUUGUUUCCUUUCAAUGAUGAAAAGACUUUAUUGCCAAUAUUGAUAGAUGAAAAUGACAAAGUAGACAAAAUAUUAACGUUCCAAGUUGAUAAGAGGGGUUAUGGCUCUUACAAUGGUGAUAAGAUUGAAUUGACUAGAUACACAUCUUACCCAGACAGUGAGAAGCACUUUGAAAGUUUAAUUGAAAAACUUCAAACUAAUGGAUUUUUCUGUUUUCGACAUCGACCUUUUUAUACCUAUCGUUCUUUGAGCUCUUAUUUUUUAUUCAAUUAUGAAAUGAUAAUGGGUUUUGACAGAAAACCCAUUGACGAGAUACAAGGACAGAAAUAUAAUGUGGCCGUUUAUUGGAGUGAUAGAGUUAAAGAACCUUUGUUACUUGAGUUUAACAAAGGAGGUCACACAUAUAAUAAUGAUCUUCUAAACAUUUAUUUUGUCAUCAGAAGAGUGCACGAAGGCUUUUAUUUUGAAAAGUUAGAAACUACAACAAAGGAAAUUAAGGAGUUUCUAACAUGGCAACAUGGAACCAUUUAUCGUAUACUUUCACACAAUAACCACCAAAUAAUGAUAGAAUUUUUGAAAAAAUUAGAGUCUAUUAUGAUUUAUAAGAUUUAUUUAUUACUGAAUAAAAUAACUACGUACACAAAAAAUGAUGUUACAACCUCUAUCAAAAAUUCAGGAUACCAAGCUUCACAACCAUUUAAGUACCAAAUUUCACCAGCCCAGCCAGAUAAUAUUACUGUAUAUUUUAAAAAAGAUUGUGUUAAACUACUCUCACCAGACUUUGAAUAUCUUGAACAAGUUAUAAAGAUUAAACCUCGUCCUGGCGCCAAUUAUAUUCUUGAUCGUGAUACUUUUCAACUGAUACUUUUUGUACCUAAAGCUGGUUACAGAAACAUAUUUAGUGAGUUAUUGUUAUAUGAGUAUUAUGAUGGCCCAUUUAAAAAAGUCGAGAACAUUUAUCACGCAUAUUACGAUUCUCCAAAUAUUAAGUUCCAUGUGUAUUUUUAUAAAGGCAAAUAUGAAACUCCUCUGUUAUUUUGUCAUAAUGGACGUGCUUAUGUCCCCGAAAGUAAACAAAAUUAUUACAACUGGGUUAAAGUUCAGAAUGUUGAAGAAUGUUUAUGCUCAGAAAAUCCUCAAAUACUUGAUGAGCUCAAACGUCUAUCUCGGUCAAUUCUAGGCAUUGUACCUCCCAAACCAGUUCACAAGCCGUCACACACCCAAGUUAAAAAAACCCCUAAAAUUCAUCAUGUUACAAUUAAAUUCGACAUUUCAAAAACGGAAACUAUGAGUUAUGAUUCAAAUAAAGUACAAGUUAGUAGCAGAAAGCUUUUUGACCAAUGCCAUAUGUUCAAUUAUUAUGUACACACUCCGAUUGUAUCAGAUUUCAAAUCUAUUUUGUUUCAGAGCAGUGUUCACAAAAAAACCAUAUCAUUUAAUGGAAUCAGUGCAAAUGAUUUUCAAUCUUUAUAUGUUUAUUUCAAUAAAUAUUUUCCUAACAAGCCAAUCUUAGCAAAAAUUCAAACAAAGCGUGGAGAAAAAUAUUACAGAAACCUAGUUCAGAAUACACAGACUUAUACAAUCCAAGAAGACACUUUGAUUAAAAAUAAUUCUGAAUUAUUAGUAAAGUUGAUUGAGGAUAGUGAUAAAUAUAAUAAAAGACUAACAUUUCAGAUUAAUAAAAAAGAAGGCACCUAUUCCAGUAUCAAUAUAUCUACUCAUAAAUCAAAACACGGUUAUACCAAGUAUACCCAUUCUCUAACUACCAGUGAUUCUUAUAAAGGGUUUUUACUUUAUAAUAAUGUACAAUUACUAGGCAGAGUGGAUGGUCGGACGGUAACUAUUGAAGAAAUACAAGAUCAAGUUUAUGACUCCGUUGAAGUUUAUUACUUCGAUAUUGACAAAGACCUCCCUUUGCUAAUUAAUCUCAAGCAAUCCGAAUCUAAUUUUUUGUAUUCAAAUAAAAAAGAUGAAUUCGGAGCUUACUGGCAUAAAGACAAUGUUAAAAAUUUCAAUGAAGAAAAUAUAAAGAACAAAUUGGAUUUUUUAUAUUAUAUGUUGAAAAAGUCUAUUGUUAUAGAAAUUGAUUCUACUUAUGACUCCAGUUAUCAAAUGAAACUGAUUGAAAAUAUGCAAGCUGAUGAUAUAUCUACUAGAAUCCAAUACUCCCGGAGUAAGACUUUACGAUCAGAGAGUAAAAUUACGGUAUCCUACUCUAAUAUAAUUAAUGAAAAAAUGCAACAUAGUGACUUUAGGUAUGUAACACACGUUAUAGAACUAUCUUCUGUUUCAGAAAUUGAUAAAAAAGAAAUAGGUGGACUAAGAUUUUUUAUGACAAAACUUGGUGUUGACGAGUUGUCAGAGAUAAAGUUUUAUAAUGCCCUCCGUGGUAAUUCACCUAGAGAAAAUGAUCGCGAAUUGUUUUAUUAUAGAUCUGAUUCACCUAAAACGACUAUUUAUAUUUAUUUUUAUAUCGAAGACCCUAGAGCAUUGUUGUUUUGUUACAUGAAUAAAUCAUUUAAGCGCAUAAGCGAACAAAAUAAUAUAGAAUGGGUCUAUAAUGGUGAUAUAAAAUGCUACUAA